AUGUUCAAAAGGCACAAGUUCCUUGCUUCAGAACGCAAGAGAGAAUUAACUUCCCCAGGAGCUACACGGUCCAUACUGAAGAAUGACCUGAGAAAUUUUCACUCUUUGUCGCAAUUUAUACUCUCAGCAGGCCCUCUAAGAUCAACUCCAGCAGUUAAACAUUCAAAAACUACUCACUUUGAGAUUGAAAUACUUGAUGCUCAAACCAGAAAGCAGAUAUGUAUUGUGGACAAGGUGACACAAAAAUCUACUAUUCAUGACGUGAAACAAAAAUUUCACAAAGCAUGUCCAAAGUGGUACCCUUCUCGAGUGGGCCUGCAGCUAGAACGUGGUGGGCCCUUUUUGAAGGACUACAUAACCAUUCAAAGUGUUGCAUCUUCCUCCAUUGUCACACUUUAUUUUACAGACCUAGGUCAACAAGUCAGUUGGACUACAGUAUUUUUGGCUGAAUACACAGGACCUCUGCUAAUAUAUCUCCUCUUUUAUUUGAGGAUCCCAUAUAUAUAUGACAUGAAAGAGAGCUCUAGAAGAUUACGUCACCCAGUAGUACACUUGGCCUGCUUCUGUCAUUGUAUACACUAUAUCCGAUACCUUUUGGAAACCUUAUUUGUUCACAAGGUUUCCGCAGGACAUACACCUUUGAAAAAUUUGAUAAAGAGUUGUGCCUUUUAUUGGGGAUUCACUUCUUGGAUUGCCUACUACAUUAAUCACCCACGGUAUACACCACCAUCAUUUGGAAACAGGCAAGUCACAGUAUCUGCUAUCAAUUUUCUGAUUUGUGAAGCUGGAAAUCAUUUCAUCAAUGUAGUGUUGGCUCAUCCCAAUCACACAGGAAAUAAUGCCUGUUUUCCAAGUCCAAAUUAUAACCCCUUUACGUGGAUGUUUUUCCUGGUUUCAUGUCCUAACUACACCUAUGAGAUUGGAUCAUGGAUUAGUUUCACAGUCAUGACGCAAACAUUGCCAGUUGGGAUUUUUACACUUCUGAUGAGUAUCCAGAUGUCUUUGUGGGCACAAAAGAAACAUAAGAUGUAUCUGAAGAAAUUCAGUUCUUAUAUGCAUAGGAAAUCAGCAAUGAUUCCAUUUAUACUGUAA
Molecule: messenger RNA, 1092 nt
Organism: Globicephala melas (long-finned pilot whale)
Lineage: Eukaryota; Metazoa; Chordata; Mammalia; Artiodactyla; Delphinidae
Gene: TECRL
Product: trans-2,3-enoyl-CoA reductase like
Biological process (GO): very long-chain fatty acid biosynthetic process
Molecular function (GO): oxidoreductase activity, acting on the CH-CH group of donors
Source: RefSeq, a predicted model, not a curated record